AUGGCCGAGUCGCAGCUGAGCUGCCUGGACGAGGCGCACGUGAACGAGAGGGUGACCGAGGUGCAGGCCGCCUUCUACUACUGCGAGCGGCGGCGGGCCGCCCUGGAGGCACUGCUGGGCGGCGGUGAGCAAGCCUACCGCGAGCGGGUCGAGAAGGAGCGGCUACGGGACUUCCUGUCCGGCCCCGAGCGCCAGGCGCUGCGCGCCGCCUGGAGACCCUACGAGGAUGCAGCCCCCGCCGCCCGCGGCAAGAGCAAGGCCAAGGCCCCGGUGCAGGUGGUGGCCGAGCCCUCCGAGUCCCUGGCUUACUGGCCCGACCGCUCCGACACCGAGGUGCCCCCGCUGGACCUGGGCUGGACCGACACUGGCUUCUACCGCGGCGUGAGCCGGGUCACCCUUUUCACCCACCCACCCAAGGAGGAGAAGGCGCCCCACCUCAAGCAGGUGGUCAGGCAGAUGGUCCAACAGGCCCAGAAGGUCGUUGCCGUGGUCAUGGACCUCUUCACUGAUGGCGAUAUCUUCCAAGACAUCGUCGACGCUGCCUACAAGCGCCGGGUCCCUGUGUACAUCAUCCUGGACGAGGCAGGGGUGAAGUCUUUCCUGGAGAUGUGUCAGAGCCUGCAGCUCACCGACUUCCGUAUCCGGAACAUCCGUGUCCGCUCUGUGACAGGCGUCGGCUUCUACAUGCCCAUGGGGAAGGUCACAGGGACCCUGUCGUCCAGGUUCCUGAUGGUGGAUGGUGACAAGGUCGCCACUGGAUCUUACAGGUUCACCUGGAGCGCCUCCUACGUGGACCGGAACCUCCUCCUGCUCCUGACAGGCCAGAAUGUGGAGCCCUUCGAUGUGGAGUUCCGCGAACUCUACGCCGUCUCCGAGGAGGUGGACUUGUAUCGGCAGCUGGGCCUGGCGGGAGGCGCCGGCAGGUUUGGCCUCAGCUACUCGUCCACCGUGGCCCGCAAGCUCAUCAACCCCAAGUACGCCUUGGUGUCAGGCAGCCGCCAGCCACCAGGUGAGAUGAUGCGCUGGGCCGCCCGGCAGCAGCGGGAAGCGGGCGAGGAGCCGCAGGGGCAGCUGCAGGAGGGCGGUGGAGGUGGCGAGUCGGCCCCGCGCCUGGAGAGCUUUCUCAAUGACCUGGUGAGGCUGGAACAGGUGCUGCCCCCCGUAGAGCCCAUUCCCUUGGGAGGGCUGAGCCAGAAGGUGGUCUCUCACCUGCACGUGGACCUGAAACCCAAGCCCCGCGAGGCACUGGCCCGAAAUGGCAAAGAAGAAGCGGCCAAUGGGGAGGCCACCCCAGCCAAGGAAGGCAAACGCUUGGGCAGCAGGCUGUUCAGCCGACGGGCCAAGAGGCCAGCAGCACCCAAUGGCACAGCCAGCCCCCUGCCCACCGAGGCCUUUGCUGAGGUGGAAUUGAAGAUGGGGAAGAGGCCCAGCGAGGACCCCGGCACCGACCCCUCAGGCUGCCUUCAGCGUCUCUCAGCAUUGGGUUCCCCCUGCAUGGGGGACUUGGACUUGGACUUGGUUGUCACUGCCACUGCCGCUGCCCUCCGAGUGUUCGCCCACCGUGUCUGGGAGCUGGUCAAGCUGACCUGGAUGGUGCCCUUGGAAAGCCCUUCCCCAGAGCGCCUGACCCCCAGACAUGGCCUGGCCAAGGCUCACAUCUCUCUGUCAGGCAGGUCCCAGUGUCUCUCUCGUGCUAAUGACCCCAAAGGGGAGGCAGACGCCGCCUUAAUUAAAUUCACAGCUGAAGUGCUACUGGAAGGUGGUGUGAGCACCAAGGAGACAGCCCUCGCUGUGCUGUGCAGGGAGGAACAGGCAGAAAAUAGCUUGGGCAGGCUCCACCUGGGAAGCAGCUGCCGGAGCUCGGAGCUCGAGGACUGGGAGCCGCCACCCGGCCCCCCCACCGGCCGGAGGCCCCAGAGUGAGGAAGAAGCUGAGGCUUCGGGUGCAGACCAGGCCCUGGCGCUGGUGCUGACAGGCGCUGAGCCCCUGGCCUCUCUGCCCGCAGCUAGGGCGCUGGGAUACAAGGGAAAAGACCAGGGCUCGGAGCCAGGCUUCCUGGGUUCCAGUCUUGUUCUUGUCUCUGCACUCAAGGUGGAAGAUGCAGCUUGGGCACCAGUGACUGGAGCCUUCAUGAUGCGGUCCCUGUGGGCUCCUGCACAAGACCCUGAGUGGAAUGGCGGGAAGACGCUGCAGCUGGCCGCCAGCUAG
This is a messenger RNA of Orycteropus afer afer, 2208 nucleotides long. RefSeq names its product family with sequence similarity 83 member F (gene SACK1F). The record is from RefSeq and is a predicted model, not a curated record. The transcript is spliced from 9 exons. The coding region runs from base 1 to 2208 and encodes 735 amino acids. NCBI's taxonomy places the organism in Eukaryota, Metazoa, Chordata, Mammalia, Tubulidentata, Orycteropodidae.